UUUGCCGAUCCUUUGUACAUUUUGCGACUCAAGCUUCAUAUUUCACAACGCCAAAUUCUAAGCAUCAUUUGGUAUAAUUUGGGUCUUUCACUCCAAUUCCAGAUCAAGAUGAUCACCAGAUUCAUGACGGAGGUGACAACGGUCUUCAACCCAUUCUCUCCUAAAGCAAAGACCGCACGAUUAUUUCUGUCUUUCCUGCCGCCGAAUGCGAGGGCUGGGGGCAUGAAGAUUAGUACGAGGCUAUUACCACGAACUUCGAAAGAGAUAAGCUUUGUUGAGCUAAAGUUCAAAGAUGGAAAAGAGAUGAAGCUUGAUGCUGAGAAGUUGGGCAUCAAGGGGGUGACUGAAGAGGUAGACCGACAUUCACGAAUAUUGGCUAGACAAGAGGAGCUGAAUGGCAAUUGAGCUGGAGCCGUGGAUUUGUACACUAUUGCAUAUGGGAGGCGCACUGGCUGAAUGUAUGAUUCUAUUGUAGUUUGGAGUUGGGCGAGAGAGUUGAAGUUUUGUACCUUUAGACAAUUUCGGACAAUGGUUGGUACGUACAGAAACAGACUCAAGCACCUACGAAAACAUUUCCGACUACGAAGUACAAGCAAAACCAUCCAAUCAAGAAGAGGAGAGUGAAGGUUUACAGAAGAGCCAUUGAAUGCACACUGGGAAGUAUGUUC
Mollisia scopiformis is the source of this 668-nucleotide messenger RNA. RefSeq names its product mitochondrial ribosomal protein L44. Gene Ontology annotation, molecular function: structural constituent of ribosome. The record is from RefSeq and is a predicted model, not a curated record. NCBI's taxonomy places the organism in Eukaryota, Fungi, Ascomycota, Leotiomycetes, Helotiales, Mollisiaceae. The coding region runs from base 109 to 405 and encodes 98 amino acids. The transcript is spliced from 3 exons. Gene Ontology annotation, cellular component: mitochondrial large ribosomal subunit.